AUAGGAAAUGUCUGAUGUGGAGUUGAAAUACGAGUACCCCCUCCACGUGGCUGAUCCCGAAAACCUUACAAUACGUCAGCAGGUGGAAGUCAAUAAACGACAAAAUGAGGCGGAUCGUAUUAAGAAAAUGAUAUCUAAGAGGGAUGCACUUAUAGAAAAACUCAGGGUUCUGGAUGAAGACAUCAAAAACGAGGUCGCACGAAUGAAUGCUCGUCGUGAGGCCUAUGAUAAUGAAAUUGCAAUAAAAAUGAGACGCGAAGGUGCCAACCUUAAUAUAAGAAAGCGAAAAUUAAUUGAAAAUGACAAUCGCUUGGACAAUGAAGCCGACGUCAUUGGCAAAAAGUCUCGAGCGUUGGAAAAGCAAAAUGUCAUUGUCCAACCCUCCGCAAUCGCAACUCCUCAACCUGCUGUCACUCCGGAGUUUACUACUCCAACAUCUGAUGAUCCAUCAGCUGAAUUUGAAAAACUUUCAGUCCACUCAAACGGAUCAUCUAAUUAAACUAAUCUUUAACUUAAAUAAAUAAUUAUAUCAUU
This is a messenger RNA of Caenorhabditis elegans, 534 nucleotides long. RefSeq lists its product as uncharacterized. NCBI's taxonomy places the organism in Eukaryota, Metazoa, Nematoda, Chromadorea, Rhabditida, Rhabditidae. The record is from RefSeq and is marked reviewed. Bases 8 to 499 code for a protein of 163 amino acids. The transcript has 2 exons.